AUGAGUGCAGCCCGUUUGAAGAAUGCUUCAGUAGCAAUUGAAGAUUUGCUCAAAGAAUAUGACAUUCGUCUGCGACCAUCGUUCGGAAAUGAACCAUUAUUAUUAGAUAUUGAAAUUCGUUUAGCAAGUUUUGAUAGUAUAUCUGAAGUUAAUAUGGAUUAUACAUUAACACUUUAUUUAAAUCAAUAUUGGCGUGAUGAUCGUUUAGUAUUUGGUAAUACAAGUGAAGAAAUGACAUUAACUGGUGAAAUAAUUGAUAGAUUUUGGUUACCUGAUACAUUUUUUCCAAAUGAUAAAAGUGCAUACUUACAUGAUGUAACAGAAAAAAAUAAAAUGAUACGUUUAAAUGGUAAUGGAGAAAUUCUUUAUGGUAUGAGAUUUACAAGUACAUUAGCAUGUAUGAUGGAUUUACGACGAUAUCCACUUGAUAGACAAAAUUGUACAGUUGAAGUUGAAUCAUAUGGUUAUACACAAGCUGAUGUUAUUAUGCGUUGGAAACAUGGCCGUGCAUCUGUAUUAGAUCUUGAUAAAGUUCAAUUACCACAAUUUACAAUAACUGGCUAUGAUACAAUAUCAUAUGGACUUUAUUUAGCAACAGGUGUUUAUCAACGUCUUUCGCUGAGUUUUAUUCUUCAACGAAAUAUAGGCUAUUUCUUAUUUCAAACUUAUCUUCCUUCAAUUCUUAUUGUCAUGUUAUCUUGGGUAAGCUUUUGGAUCAAUCAUGAAGCAACAAGUGCACGUGUAGCAUUAGGUAUUACUACUGUUUUGACAAUGACAACAAUAUCAACUGGUGUUCGAUCAUCUCUACCACGUAUAUCUUAUGUUAAAGCAAUUGAUAUUUAUUUAGUUAUGUGUUUUGUAUUUGUAUUUGCCGCUUUACUUGAAUAUGCAGCUGUUAAUUAUCUUUAUUGGGGUACGAGAGCAAAAAGACGAAAACGAAAAAAACAAGAAAAUCAUACAAAAACAGAGAGUCAUGCUGAUUAUGAACUAGUUGAAGAAGGUGGUGGUCGAGCAUCACCUAUACUUGGUUUACGUCCUCCUAAUUCAAUUAAUCGUCGAGUAACCACAGCAACAACAUCAUUUGAUGAAAAUUGUUUAACUCGACGAAAUAAUCUUACGGUUGAUAAUCAACUACCACGUAUUCGUCCUAUUUUACGAGGAAAUCCUGGAUUAUAUUCAUCAUCAAUAAAUCGAAAUCUGCGUCACCAACGAAUGAAUCGUCUUUUAAAUCAUGUACGAACUCGUGUUGUAAGUAUACGUCAACAUAUACCACAUGUACAGGAUGUUAACGACAUUGACAAGUGGUCACGUCUCUGUUUUCCUAUACUUUUUAUACUUUUCAAUGCAAUAUAUUGGCCAUAUUAUAUAGCUCGACCACAAACAUCUAACUAG
This is a messenger RNA of Rotaria sp. Silwood1, 1392 nucleotides long. The record is from the annotation of a GenBank genome assembly. Lineage: Eukaryota; Metazoa; Rotifera; Eurotatoria; Philodinida; Philodinidae.